Messenger RNA from Acipenser ruthenus (sterlet), 8514 nucleotides. Its product is annotated as neurotrophin-3-like. Gene Ontology annotation, molecular function: growth factor activity; nerve growth factor receptor binding. The record is from RefSeq and is a predicted model, not a curated record. NCBI's taxonomy places the organism in Eukaryota, Metazoa, Chordata, Actinopteri, Acipenseriformes, Acipenseridae. The coding region runs from base 963 to 1766 and encodes 267 amino acids. Gene Ontology annotation, biological process: positive regulation of peptidyl-serine phosphorylation; memory; cell surface receptor protein tyrosine kinase signaling pathway. The transcript is spliced from 2 exons.
AAUCCUAUGGGCACUGAAGUAAUUCGUCAUGUGGAGGGAUUAGAAUGACAUGGCAAAGAAUGAAGGUAGAGAAUAUAUAAUGCGUGCUUAGUGCAAAUGCAAAGGUUGUUGAAGUAUCUGCACUUUUAUAUAUGUCAAACACCUACACUUUUUAUCAACUCUUUAAGUGUUUAAUAAUUGCAGUCAGGUGAACAGGAGUGCCACGAGGAUAAUAACACUAAGCUUGAACUGUACAAGUACUCUGCAUGUUAUUUCCAAACGACAUUGCCGUACAUGUACCCGUUGGUAUGCUGCAAGCGUAAAGGGAAAUGCUAGUUAUGCCAGGAAGGCAUUGCCAUUUACUGUAUGUAACUUGGACUGCAGAGAUAAAGUCAUGUAACGAUCGAUCAUCUGUUUUAUUCGCUUCCUCCCUUAAGUACAUAUGUUGGCUUCUGUCCUUGAUAAUUAUUUGAACCACGCAGAAUCUACAUGCUUGUGUAGCGCUUGCCAAGAUAAAGUUCUAUUAUCGAGUAACACAUUUAAGGCGUGUUUUGGUGGUGCGUAUAAUGGCUGAUUUGUCGUCUAGUAAGGUGCCCUAAAUAAAUAUAUACAGUGUAUAUUUGAAUGGGGGUGGGGGUAGGAGGGGAUCAGUACCCGGGACAGCGAUUUGUGUGGGCUAAGUUUUUGUGUAUGUUGGUGUUGGAUGUGAAAGGUCUUGAUUUCAACCGUGCCGCUGGUUUAAUAUUCAACUCGCACAGCCAUCUGGCUGGACUGGUUGGUUAUAAUCGAGCAGAUUACGUUUGCAAGUCUCAGAGGGAGAGAGGCUUAGAGAGGGAGGGAGAGAGAAUGUGUUUUGGACAGAUGAUGUGUGCAGAUCCUGCAAGCGAAGCCGACGUUGCAUCGAGCUCUGUGCUCCUAACUUAACUUUGGAGGCAACCUUCCCAACCAUUAAUGUCUCUGUUGGAUAAUUUAAUACGGAUGCUAUGGUUACCUUUAUUACGAUCUUACAGGUGAAUCUAGUGAUGUCCAUCCUGCUGUAUGUGAUGUUUCUUGCUUACCUCUAUGGCCUCCAUGCUACAUCAAUGGAUAAAAGGAAACUGCAGAAAGACCCGGUGAAUUCCCUGAUCAUCAAACUCCUCCAAGCGGACAUAAUGAAAAACAAACAGCAGCCGCCAGAGGACGUGUUUGACAAAUACCAAGACACGCAGCAAGAGGGCGACAUUCCGGAGGACGCAGGUUUUUUCGAAAAGAAAACGUCAGCCUACCAGCCGGUCUAUAGUAUUGACGCAGAGUUAUUGAGACAGCAUAAGCGGUAUAAUUCACCGCGGGUGCUUCUCAGCGACCGGCCGCCGCUACAGCCACCGCCGCUGUAUUUAAUCGACGAUUACGUGGGGAAUUCUGAAAUGAGGAAUAAAACAAGGAAAAAGCGCUACGCUGAGCAGAAGAGCUACCGAGGGGAGUAUUCUGUGUGCGACAGCGAAAGCGUGUGGGUCACAGACAAAUCCACGGCGAUAGAUAUCAGAGGACAUCAAGUGACCGUUCUAGGAGUUAUCAAAACUGGUGGCUCGGACGUCAAGCAAUACUUUUACGAAACCAAAUGCAGGGCAGCCAACCCGCUCAAAAGCGGGUGCCGAGGAAUCGACGACAAACACUGGAAUUCACAAUGCAAAACCUCACAGACCUUUGUCAGAGCGCUGACCACAGAGAAAAGCACAAUGGGCUGGCGGUGGAUACGAAUCGACACGUCGUGCGGAUGCGCACUUUCCAGGAAAAUCAGGAGAACAUAAUUACACACAUAACAUUCUUUUGGGAUUGUAAAUAUAAAUUAUUCUGUUUUAAGUUAUAUGAAAUGCAUGUAGCAUAUUAUUAUUAUUAUUAUUAUUAUUAUUAUUAUUAUUAUUAUUAUUAUUAUUAUUAUUAUUAUUAUUAUUAUUAAUAACGUGGAUAUAUUUGUGUUAUUUAUUAAACAAACUUUGGUCAGAGAGUAAGGGAUAUUCCAACCCACCCAAAUAAAAUCUUAAGGAGAGGUGCCUUCAAGCUUAGUGGUCAGUUUAGGUUCCCUUCUUUUAUUGUGCAGAAUGUGGUGAAGUCUUCUCAGUCAUGUAAAUCAGUAUUUUUCUUCAGUAUUGUGUCUUUUUAAUAACAUAGUUCACAUCUCAAUCUCUAGUCCUGUUUGCUACAUACAGUACAAUUUUUUCCAAAAUAUUUAUCUCGAAGGCCCAACUAUACAAGGGAUAUUAAGAGUGUUAGGAUACAGGAUACUGUCCUCAUUUACGGUGUCCAUUUUAGGAAAUCCUCAGACAUCAAUCACCCUUACUGGAGUCAAGUAUCAGGCAUCCCCCACUCAAAUCUCAUGCAUCAAUAACUUCCUAUUCACUGCUCCUCGAGUCAAUCGUCAGACCUCAGACCUCACCCCUCCUUGAGUCAAUCUUCACCCCUCCUUGAGUCAAUCGUCAGGCAUCAGACCUCACCCCUCCUUGAGUCAAUCGUCAGGCAUGAGGUAUCAGUCCUCCUCGAGUCAAUCGGGGAGAAUGAUGGGUUGGACGUAGUUGUCUGAAUCACCCAAUCAUAUAAGAGCAAAAAAACUUUCAGUGAAUCCAUUGGAUGACACAGAUGUAAGUGUAGCUGCUGAUUGGUGCAUGUGUUUUUACCUUCCUUUACCAUUUAAUAUGUAUAUUUGAUGCGUUUUUAAAAAAUACUUUAAGUUACAAUGUGCAAUUUCAUUAUUUGAUUUCGUUUGGAUUUAAAUUGUAAGGCAAAUCUUCCCAGCAUACGGCAUCAGACGUAACUAAUUUUUUUGUUUGUUUUUUAAACAGUAUCGAUGUAUUUUUUUAUUUUAUUUAAUUUUGUUAUGUGAAGAGCUUUGAGAUGUCUUACGUGAAAAGCGCUAUAGAAAAAUGAAUGGAUUGAUUGAUAACCCCAUCAUUAAUCAUGUUUUGAUUUAAUAAAGUGUGUGUGUGUGUAGGGACUGGGUAAACCCGGAACAGUGAAUCUCAGAAUAAAACUUAAAUUUGCAUUUUCCUAUAAUAACAAAAUCACGUCUUCAUAUUUUCUUUUUUAUAUUAUGAAUUCUAAAAAAAAGGGGGGUUUACACAUCAAAAUAUAACAGAAACCAAUGUAAAUGACACAUAUAAACCACGUCUAUUGCAUUAUUGAAUGGUUCCAAGGCUUUUUCUCCAGCACAUUAAAUCUAGUCCCCAAAACAAUUGCCCUUGAAGUGUCCCCUAUUAUUAUUAAACUGCAGUCAUUUUGUCCUGAGGAAUAAUUCCUGAAUGUGGGAUUUUUCAAUCAAUCAUUCCAUAUACGCUGUAUUAUUCCAUUAGCUAUUACCAAAGCACACACUUUACUAAAUCAAAAAAUGAUUAAUGGCGGGAUUAUCCUGGGGACCCCCUGUGUCUGCUGGUUUUCAUUCCAACUGAGCUCUCAGUUACUUAACUAGACCCUUCAUUGAAAUGAUAAUUUGCUUAAUUAGACCUUUUUAAUUGUUUUCAGCUCUUAAACAGUUGCAGAUUUCAAGUAAGCUCAAACAUUUUACAAGUAACAUGAACUCUGAAUCUCUGAAUCUUUACUUCAGGAGUUAUUUAAAGAAGGAUUGGAAAAGUCUUUUUAAAUUGAUUCAAAUACAUUUCCAUACACAUUCACGCUUUCUAGACAGCUGCUAAAGAACCCGGCAGUGGUUUAAAACACUUUCAAGAAUAUCUAAUCUUCUUUUAAUCCAUCUUUACAUUUCUUUAAAUAACUUGUGAGUUAAUGCUUUGAUGAUCUGGGUCCCAAGCAUUGCAUAAGAAUGAGAUCCAUUCGAGGUUUUACUGUAAGCUUAAUAAUACGUCACAGCCUGUUAAGAUCCGAUAAGUGCGGAACAGAACCCAUGUUUAGAUGUCAUUUCACGCACAGAACAUACAGUACAGUAUAGUUAAAAACAGCAGUUUCUGUGUGCAAUCUUCCUGUAUGUGAUUUCUAAUGCAUGACUGCAUUGUGUGCUGGGUGUCACUUAUUUUAACAGAAAUCCUUUGCCACAGUUUGAGCAGACAGAAACACUGCUUCGUUUUGACAACCUCGAGGCCCCUUUAAAAUAAUGGCCACAAAUGCAUAAUGAAUUCCGACUGAAUCCCAUAGGAUUAACACCUGCACAUCUUCUGCACAUCCUCUGAGUUCUGAAGUCAUUCCUUUUAAUUCACGUGGAUUUAAUCACCCAUAUUCAUUCCACGUUCCUUUGUAACAAACAAUGUUGAUCACAUGUACAAGGCCUGCAUUCAUGCAUGAAUGUACACUUCUCACAAUCCUCUGGUGGGCGUGUCAGAGGGUAUGAAUUAGUGAAGAAUAAAGAUGAUUUAGGUACAGGGAAAGGGAUCCGAAAUGUUAUUAAAUCACGAUGGAUUAACAGGGGGCUGCAUUCAAAAUGAAUGACUUCAGAACACAGAGGAAGGGCAGAAGAUAUUCAGGUGGUAUUCCUGUGGGAUUCAGCCAAGAUUCAUUAUGAAUUUGCGGUUGCUAUUUUAAAGCGUUACCAUUAUAAAGAGACACCGUUUACACCACGUAUUAACUAAACUACCAUGGAUAGGCAACAAGCCCAGCUGUGGCUAAAUCAGCUCGCAGUAAAACCAUUCCUCUUCACUACAGCCAAAUGUCAUCCAGUCACAUUUUUUUCUACAUAUUACGGACUAAUGUUCUUUUAUAAACCCAAUGCUGAAAUUGUCAACUGAGUAAGCUGUAUAAUUUCCUUAAAGCAUAACACAUCUUAAAAUUCAAUUAAUAUUUUUUUUAUACCUUGCAAGUAGUGAUUUAGCAGGAAGAGUUCCAUUUGUCUAUUACUUAACAAUAUAGCUUGGUUUCCCUAUAGCUUGAGGGUAGGUAACUUCGGUCCUGGAGGGCCAUUCCAUUCCAGUUUUAACGGAUAUAAUCAAGUGAUUAAUUACUUAAGGAACUGACCAGGAGUUCCAUUGGUGCAAUGUUAAAGGCCAAAGCUGCCUUCCACCAGCUAAAUCUGCCUUACAGGAUGUAAACAAACUUAAGGCCUGCUUACACAGGAAGUAUGGAAAAAUGGAUAACGCUCUGUGUUAACCAGGCUGACAAUUAUUACUAGAGAUUAUACUUCUUGUAAGAGAUUACCAGAUACAUAUUACCCAAGCCUCAAGCCUCAACCUUAACCUUUUCAGCAUUUACAAGGGAUGUUUGGACAACCUAGAAAAUGACAUAUUAUUAUUGUCUGCUAACUUCUUGCCCGCAGAAUAUAAUAGAGUGAGCAAACUGCUUUGUAAACAGAGACCAGGGAGUUAUAUAUUUUGGGGAUAAUUCAACAUCUUUCUAUGUAUAAUGGCACAUUUCUAUCUGCCCCAUGAAAUAUGUACAGUAGCACUCAAUCUCAGCUCGUUCCAGGAUCCGCCUGGCUAUUGCUGGUUCCAUUUGCGGUCUGCAAUCCGCAACCAGUUACACAACGGCCAAAGAUGUCCUGUAUCUGGUCACAUUUUUAUAUUAUGCCCGUUAAUACAUUUGUACACCUACCUCUAAUAUUCCACUGAUGAUAAUUUGACAGCCCUGUUUUAUUGUACCAUGCGACUCAUCGCUCCUUCAUACUGGGUGCUCAUUGGAUCACUUCACCUAUCCGCGAGUUGGAGAGACUUUAGGGUUGCUAACUGAUUGGUUGACAGAGUCCCAAUUCAGACCUGUUUGAUCUCGGUCUGCUGCCAAUGUAAAUGAGCUGGACUGAACGUGCAAAUGGAAUCGAGACAUAAAGGUCUUCGAUAUGUUGUUUCAGUUAUUAAACUACCUUGAUUGAAAUGUGCACAUUUCAGUGAUGAAGCACAAUGGGUGUAAAUAGCAUUACAGUAAAACCUACAUUUUGCUAGUCCCAUCAUACCAGUGCAUUUAAAAUGUACAGGGCUUGAACACAAAAUUAAAAAACACCUGCAAUAUUUAACACAUCGUGCAGAUUGGCUGCAAGUUACCUGUGUGGUAUUCCGUAUUGCAUAAAAGCUGCAUCUCCCUGUUCCACUUGGACAGCAAAUCAGUAGAGGGGUGAGAGGGGGCGCUCGAUUGGCAGGUGCUUCCAAAAACAGUGACUCAUCCUGAAGAAUCCUUUACACCAUUGCAGAUUUCCACUCUUAAUCCAGCUACCCUGAAGGAAAUAGAGGCUGAUAAUAUGUGAGGUAUGGUCCAAAACAAUUUAAACAGCUUGCAGACUUGUCACAUCAAAUCAGUGCUGCUCAGUCUGCCCAGGUUAACCCCACACCCUACUGACACUGUUAAGGCGGGUUGUUCUCAUUUUACAACCAAUGAAAUUGUACAGAAAUUCAGGUAUGUGUUAGUGUUGUGCUUUAUGGAUAUGUAUAGUGGAGAGGAGUGGGUAGACAAGCUUGAACAUUUUUUUAAAUACCUUUUAAAUACAGGAUCAGGGUUACUUGUCAAACAUGCCAAGAAAUUGAAGCCAAACAGGCUUUCAACAGAUGGUGUCCCAGCUACCAUUUAGUACUGCAUUUCAGAUCCACAAUGUUAGAUCCUGAAGUUGCUUUGUUUAUUGUACACUGUGGGGAAGCUGCAAUGUGGCCACCACCAAAAAACUAUCGUGAUACUUGCUGUUAGUCGGCAAGGUGGUGUAGCGGGCUUGGGUGGUCUCACCCCCAGAGUGGGCAUUAGUGAUUAGUUUAAUCCAAAUCACAACAAACAAACUGUUUGAGAGAGAACCCAGCCCUGGAUUCAUUUAUAAUUACAGCAGUGCCAUAGCAACUAUAAAGUACUACUAUGGCACAGCCAUAAACUUCGAUUUAUUUUAGGCCGAAGGACCAAAUGGCAAGCGUUAUCAUUAUUUUCUAUUGCAGAUAUGUCCAGAUAGAUAAGGGAGCUCUGUAUGCCACAUCACCAACAAUUACAGCAAGUAUUGACAGUUACCACCACACAAGGAACCUUUGACUUACUGGGUGAAAUGAUGUCAAUUUCACCGCUUGUAAAUUUGCGCAGUAGUUUUGCAGUGUUUUCUGAAAGCUAAAACACUGCUUUAACUUACCAUGGGUUUACACAAUGUGCUUUAUCUUACCGAGCUGCGAGCUGGCUUUUUUUUUUUUUUUUUUACCAUGCUUUCACACAGCUUUAUUAUACAGGGUGAUGAGAAAGUAAGUUUACCAUAUCAUUGAUGUGGUAAACUUGCUUUCUAGUCACCCUGUACUUGGCUAUGCUAUUACCAUUACACACUGCAGUUAAACUGUUAUGAGAGCUAUGUCAUAACAUCCUAAUGCAAUCUACUUCAGUGCUAACCAACGGGUUAUAAUUUGGUUAUGUUAACAGCUGUAAUCGAUAAACAGAGAUUAUUUCAGUUUGUUUUAUAAUUGAAAAAAAAGUCAAAAUUAUGUUUUAAUAAGCAUUAACAUCACAUUCUUUGAACUGUGUGUUUCGAUCUCUGUGUGUGAUGAUAAUUUAUUUUACAGUGUUUAACUCAAUGUUAAAGUUCGUUUUUAAUAUGCUUCGAGGCCAACAUUUAUUAGAAAAUAUUAUACAUUGUCUGAAACUAAUUAGGAGUGUUUUUUUUUUGUUUUGUUUUUAUUUUUUAGAUAAUUGCACUGCUAAAAAUGAUUUGUUCUUGUUGUUGCUGUGUUUUUAAAAGGCACAACUUCAAACGUUAAAAUUAUACAACUUUUGGACACAUUAGGGGAUAGGGCUGCAUGGACCGAUUAUUAUUAUUAUUAUUAUUAUUAUUAUUAUUAUUAUUAUUAUUAAUAAUAAUAAUAAUAAUAAUAAUAAUAAUAAUAAUAAUAAUAAUAAUAAUAAUAAUAAUAAUAAUUAAUUAGUCAUUUAGCAGACGCUUUUAUCCAAAGCGACUAACAGAGACUAGGGGGUGAUUAUUUGAUUAUUCAGAUCAAGCUUCCCACAGGCGAGGGUCUUUAGUGAACCAAGUGAAGAAACAGCUGCUUGAGUUUGUGUGGAUUGCUGUUCUCCACAGUGUCUAAGAAAAGCAGCGAUCAUCAUAAACCCAAGCAGCUGUUUCUUUCCUUGUUUCACUCUAAAUGGUAAAUCAGCUCGAUCGACUCCAGAGACCCGCCCCUGAUUGCCAGGCCUGAUUUCUGCGGAGAGCUCAAUCCCAAUAAUCGAUUUGUGCAGCACUGUUAGGGGAAGUUUCUCAUCGUCAGUAUGCCCCUUUGAAAUGUUGAUGUGCCAAAAAAAAAAAAAAGGAAAAAAAAAAUGAAAAUGAAAUGUGUAUGUUCUUAGCGUACAGCAAAAAUAUUUUUUUAAAAUGUAAAAUACUUUGAUUAUAUAUAUUAUGUAAAGCUCUAUGUGUCUCAGAAAUGUACAGAAAAAAACUCUAUUUUAGUACAGACAUGUUUUACUGUACUGAAUGUGAUGAUUAUACUGCCUGGUGUGUUUUCCAGUUUGUAGACUUGCACAUGUAAUGUUCUCUUUGGGAGUACCUCCUCAAACCCCAGUCGUGGCUGAAGCGCUGCAAACUGGUUUACUGUUUCGAAAAGAAACACGUUUGCUUUCUGAGGCAGGGGCUGCCUCUCAUCUGUGUCUCAAUAUUUCAGAAUAAACGUAUAAUUAUGUUUUCUA